AUGUCGAAGAGUGAUGGUGAGAUACGGUUUGGGAACCCAGCUGAGCUGCAUGGAACGAAGGUUCAGAUUCCAUACUUAACCACAGAGAAAAAUUCCUUCAAAAGAAUGGACGAUGAGGAUAAACAGGAAACACAGUCUCCCACGAUGUCACCCCUCGCCUCCCCUCCUUCUUCCCCGCCUCAUUACCAGAGGGUGUCCUUGAGCCAUGGCUACAGCAAACUGCGGAGCGGCACAGAACAGAUGCAUCCAGCUCCAUAUGAAAGUAGGCAGCCCGUUGGCCAGCCUGAGGGACCCUCCUCAGAGGGUCCAGGAGCCAAGCCUUUUCGACGUCAGGCAUCUCUUAUUCGG
Molecule: messenger RNA, 348 nt
Organism: Grammomys surdaster
Lineage: Eukaryota; Metazoa; Chordata; Mammalia; Rodentia; Muridae
Product: ralBP1-associated Eps domain-containing protein 2-like
Exons: 3
Source: RefSeq, a predicted model, not a curated record